Aspergillus candidus is the source of this 1618-nucleotide messenger RNA. RefSeq names its product LysM peptidoglycan-binding domain-containing protein. The record is from RefSeq and is a predicted model, not a curated record. The transcript is spliced from 2 exons. NCBI's taxonomy places the organism in Eukaryota, Fungi, Ascomycota, Eurotiomycetes, Eurotiales, Aspergillaceae. Bases 681 to 1262 code for a protein of 193 amino acids.
CCUCAUCAACCCGACUCUGGGUAUGAUUGGUACGGAUUCUUCAUGCAUACACCCUAUGCGCCAAGCGUCACGACCAUUGGACGGUUGUCACAGUAGUUCGAGAGCUGUACAGCCAAGUACAUGCAAUAUCAUGUCACAGUGAAACAUACGACUCGUCACAGUUGUCAAACAUCUCCCAUUUCUAAGACAUUGAUUCUCAAUCAGAGACAAUAUGCAGUGAAGACUACUCUCCAGUGGACGGAUCGGCUUCCUCAACUCGGAAAUACCUCAAAUGGGAGGCAUCACAUGCCGUCAUGAACGUUCCCAUCUGGACCAAGUCGGGGUUCCCAGCAUCGUUGGCAUCCUUGUACUACCGGGUCAUUAUGGGCAUCCGUCUCGUUGCCGAUGGAGAGUGGGGUUUUUUGAGCAUGUUCGUUCGUCUUGGAUGCCUGAACACGAGUGCGUUCCCGACAUGGCCGCAUUUGCUUCCCGUUGGAUACCAACCAGGACAAGCAAGCACAGUCAUGAUCACACGGUGAUCCGGUAGCAUCCGUUUGGGUAUUUGAUACUCCUCGCAGGGAGGUAGGUGCUGUGCGAUAUCCUAGAAUUUCGAACAUAUAAAACGCCCCCACGGCGCCGCUCCAGUAUCCCCAAUCAAGCCAUCACCGCGUGCAAACUCAUCAACCACCGCCACCAUCACCAUGCUUUUCUCCCAGAUCCUACCCGCAGGGCUUUUCCUGCUCGGCCUCGCACAGGCCGCGGCUGUCGCCAGACCACGUUCGUCGCAGGAUUCCAACGCCGCGACAAUGGAGAUGGCCACGGCAACAGUCGCUAGCGCCCCUAUCCCAGUCCAGAGCGGCGUCGCGUCAAACUGCAAUUCCUUUUACCAGGUGAAGACCGGCGAUACCUGCAUCGGUAUCCAAACCCAUUUCCACAACUUCACCCUCAACGAAUUCUACAAAUGGAACCCCGCCAUCGGGACCAACUGUCAAGUUCUCCUAGCCGGCUAUUACGUCUGCGUCGGGACAGCUCCAGCUCCCACCCCAGACCCCCCAACCACCCCCUCCCCAACCCAACCGGGCAUCGCCGCUCCCUGCUCCAAGUACUACGCAGCCGUCUCAGGCGACACCUGCAUCGGAAUCACCACCCAAUAUCCCAACCUAACCGUCAGCAAAUUCUUGGAAUGGAACCCCGCCGUUGGCAACGACUGCACCAACCUCCUAGCCGGGUACUACUACUGCGUCGACGUGCCAGCCGCAGGAGGAGCUCCGAGGCAACAGUGACACUGCCGCUGCCCCUUGACGAUGACCUAGGGUAACCUGGCUUGUGUAGUAGGAGAGGGUGCAGGGCAGGGAAAUCAAAGUUCCGAUGUCACCUGCGUGGGAGAUUCGCCCUUCUUGUGUCGGGCGUGUGCCCCGCAGGUGGUACAUCCGUUGGAGACUUGCUCUGCAGGACCUGUUCUUCGUUGGGUGGGUAAACUGUGUGGUAUGGUAUGGUGUGGUGUGGUAGGAAGUGAGAUGCAUUAAUACUUAAUUUAGUUAUGUCUUUUGUCUUUUUCUUUUUGGGGGGUGGUAUUGUUAGGUACCUGUCAAGGAGGGGAUACUGUUUGUUUUAAACAGCCAUACCAUAACAUGACAUA